CGGUUCAUGUGCCUAGAAGCCGCGCAAGCCGCAUAGUUUUCAUCUGGCCACACUUACACAUUGGCAAAGUUAAAAUAAUUAUUAAACUUUUAAUAAUACAUUCUCGGCCAACAUGGAAAGUGACAGCGAUGACAGCGUGUCAUCUUACUACUCCGCGCUGGACACGAACCCGAUGGACGCAUCCAUCUGCGCUCCGAUGGCGAGCCAUGAGUUGGAGUCCCUGGAGCGGAAACUUGGCCAAAUAAUAUUCAUCCAGCAGACGGAUGCAACGUACCACAAGGCCCUGCGCGACAUGCGGGACCAGAACAGCCUGUCGCUGCUGGUGGAGCCGAGCUUUUAUGGACGGUACCAGACCACAUCGGUGCUGGCGGUGGCCACGUCCAACAAGACAUAUAUAUUCGAUGUCCGGGCCCUGGGCACCAUUUUUAAGGAACUGGCCGCAAUCCUGGAGGCAGAGCGGCCCCGCAAGGUGGUGCACUACAGCCAUCGAAUUGCCGAUCACCUGCAUCACCGGUAUACUAUUAAAUUGGGCGGAGUUUGCGACUCGUUCGUCGUACUAUGCGUGGCCCGCCAGGAAAAAUCGCCAUGCUCGUUGCCCGAGGCCAUAUCCCUGGUGUUUGGACUGCCGCUGCAGGAGCUGCUCUGCGAAGAGGUCACCGGAGGCAGUGAAUCGCGCCGAAACUUCUCAGCUCGUCCACUCACCCAGAGUCAGAUACGUUAUCUAGCCAGGAUGGCCAUUUUACAGCACAGGAUGCAUGAUCAUCUUCAUCUGAUGUACGGCAACAUUUGCUCCGAAUUGCAGGGCAUGUCGCUAGCCUUCAGCCAGAACUACACUCAUCUCGAGAAGUCUAUCGAUUUGGCUGUGAACAUGGCUCCCGCCAGUCUCUUUGGAUUCGGCUCCAUAGAUUUGCUGCCAACGGCCAAGGAAAUCGAUGACCACGAGAUGAAGCACCGAAAAUGAAAAAGUUAAUGGAAAUCUGUACCUACGUCGUUCCCAACCAUUUUUGCAUGAAGUUUGGAUCAAUACCGCCUGCACCUUGUACAUCAUACAUACCAUAACUCCCUUUCUGGAUCUCAUUUUAUUUCACUAUAUCAAUAGCUGCCAUAGGAAACUUGUACAAAUUCCCAUAAUAUAUAAUAAGUACCGUAGGAUAUUACAGAUCUCCCAUGUAUACAUAGCUACUUGAUAACUAUUGACUGAAUAACAAGGACUUUGUAGACUUUGAAAUGAAGCUUUGAUUCGUUGAAAAUGAAAUAAAUGUAUUAAAAUUU
Drosophila kikkawai is the source of this 1272-nucleotide messenger RNA. RefSeq names its product protein Exd1 homolog. NCBI's taxonomy places the organism in Eukaryota, Metazoa, Arthropoda, Insecta, Diptera, Drosophilidae. Gene Ontology annotation, biological process: piRNA processing. The record is from RefSeq and is a predicted model, not a curated record. Gene Ontology annotation, cellular component: PET complex. Gene Ontology annotation, molecular function: nucleic acid binding.